AUGGAAUAUGGUGGUGGGAUAGUGGACGACGGUGGUGUAUUUGCAACGAUGGUUGGAGGAGAUCAAGGAGAUAUAAUUGAGGAGCUUUUAGGAGAAGGUUGCUGGAUUGAGGCUAGUGAGAAUAAUAUGAUGGCGAUGCAGCAAACUGCAUCGCCACCGCAACAGCACUACAUGGCCAAUAAUAUUCCCAUUGGAAUGGGAGAAGGAGAUCAUUUCAAUCAUCAUCAAGUUGAUCAAGAAAGUGGUUUUGUUGUUGGGAAGAGAUGGUGGAUCGGGCCGAGGGGGAGUCAAGGUCCAUCGACAUCGGUGAAAGAGAGAUUAGUAGUCGCUGUUGGUUACUUAAAAGAGUACACAAAGAACUCUUCCAACAACGUUCUUAUUCAGAUAUGGGUGCCAGCUCUAAGGAGGAGAUCAGCAAUUCAUUAUCUUCAGCAGGAUUCGAGUUCGUCUGCUCCGGUUUCUGUGAAUCCCAACAUGAAUGUUCAUGUUCGUUUCUUUAGAAGCCACGAGUAUCCGCGGCAUCAGCAACAGCAGCAGCAGUAUGGAUCUCUUCUAGCACUUCCUGUGUUCGAAAGAGGAAGCGGAACUUGUCUAGGUGUCAUUGAGUUUGUUAUCGCCAAUCAAAAUCUCAUCAAUUAUCGUCCACAGCUUGAUCAUCUCUCCAAUGCUCUCGAGGCGGUUGAUUUUAGAAGUAGCCACAACAUGAAUAUUCCACCAGCAGUAAAGGUAUUCGAAGAGUUAUACGAAGCAGCGGUGAACGAGAUCGUAGAGGUGUUGGCGUCUGUUUGCAAGACUCACAAUUUGCCAUUAGCCCUAACAUGGGCUCCUUGUAUACAGCAACAAGGAGGAGGAAAAGGUACUGCUGGUGGUGGUGGAUGCAGUGUUUCAGUUACAGUUCCAACGGAUCAGAUGAACAAUAAUAAUCAUAUGAUGAUGAGUUGCAUUUCGACGGUUGAUUCAGCUUGUUAUGUUGGUGACAUGGAGGUGUUAGGAUUCCAAGAAGCUUGCAGCGAGUAUCAUCUUUUCAAUGGACAAGGAAUAGUAGGAACAGCAUUCACAACAACCAAGCCUUGUUUCGCGAUCGACAUUACAGCAUUCAGCAAAGCCGAAUACCCGCUCGCUCACCAUGCGAACAUGUUUGGAUUACACGCCGCGGUCGCGAUUCCAUUGAGAAGUGUCUACACUGGCUCUGCAGCCGAUUUUGUUUUGGAGUUUUUUCUACCUAAAGAUUGCCGCGACACGGAACAACAGAAACAAAUGCUGAAUUCAUUGUCUCUUGUUGUUCAGCAAGCUUGCAGAAGCUUGCAUUUGCAUGUUGUUAUGGAGGAUGACAAUGGUAAUCAUCAUGAAGAUCAAGAUCAGUUCACUUUUCCAACAACAACAACAAAUAACUACAUGCCUUCUUCUGCUUCUGAUGCUGCUACUACUGCAUCACUGUCACAAGUUGAUGCAGCUUCAGGCUGUUCAACUAAAGACACAAACUCAUCCUCUUGUUCUUGGAUUGCACAUAUGAUGGAAGCACAAAACAAAGGGAAAGGCGUGUCUGUGUCGUUGGAGUAUCUUCAAGAGCCUAAAGAGGAAUUCAAAGUCACAACCUGUAACUGGGAGAGAGAGGGAAAUUCAGUCUUUUCAGAAUUUGGCCAAGUAAUGCAACAUGAUCAAAGCAGUAAUUCAAGAGCAAGUGUAGAGGCUGGUGAAGAAUCCGGAGGCGGAGGAACCGGUGGUGGACGCAGGUCAUCAUCUUCUUCAAGCGGACGAAAGUCAGGUGACAAGCGACGAACCAAGGCGGAGAAGACCAUCAGCUUGCCUGUUCUUAGACAAUACUUCGCCGGAAGCCUAAAGGACGCCGCAAAGAGCAUCGGUGUAUGCCCUACAACUCUGAAAAGGAUAUGCAGACAGCAUGGGAUAACAAGGUGGCCUUCAAGAAAAAUAAAGAAAGUGGGACAUUCUUUGAAGAAGCUUCAACUAGUGAUAGAUUCUGUUCAAGGUGCUGAGGGUGCUAUACAGAUUGGAUCUUUCUAUGCAAGCUUUCCAGAGUUGAGCACUGCAGCUGCUCAUGGAGGCGGCGGUGGCGGUGGAGAUCACAUCAACAACAACAGUUUCUAUAACAGCCAUGGAGAUUUAGUUACCAAUUUGAAAUCUCCACCUUCUGCAUGCAGUCAGACUCAUGCAGCAGGAAACAAAUCUAUCAUUAAUGGAGACCAUCAUCAUCAUCUUGUGAUGACAGAAAACCUUGCAGCUCCUUCAGCGGUUGAUGCAUUAAUGCAACAUGCAUCCACUAUCAAUAUCCAAGACUAUCAACAACUACAAGAGGAUCAUGAUACUAAACAGUUACUUCUACAUUUCAACAACAACAGCAAUAACCAAACCCUACCUCCAAGACCAACUGUAACCUGGAACAACAACAAUUCAUCAUCAUCAGGACUAUUAGAAAGAGGUGCUUUCAGAGUGAAGGCGACAUUCGAGGACGAAAAGAUUAGGUUUAGCUUGCAAGCUGUAUGGUGUUUUAGAGAUUUGCAGCUUGAGAUAGCAAGGCGUUUUAACCUAAAUGAUAUGAACAAUUUGGUUCUCAAGUAUUUGGAUGAUGAAGGAGAGUGGGUUGUGUUAGCAUGUGAUAGUGAUCUUGAAGAGUGUAAAGACUUGCAUACAUCAUCUCACACAAGAACCAUAAGACUCUCACUUUUUCAAGCUUCUCCUUUGAAUAAUCUUGCAAACAGCUUUCGCAACAACAGUAGCAGUCCAUCUUCCUAG
Messenger RNA from Lathyrus sativus (Indian pea), 2751 nucleotides. The record is from the annotation of a GenBank genome assembly. Lineage: Eukaryota; Viridiplantae; Streptophyta; Magnoliopsida; Fabales; Fabaceae.